GCCAUUGCCGUCGAUCUCCAGCAAGACGUUACUGCCCUUGUGAAUCUAAACAAUAUUGCAGCCUGUCACGUAUUCGAGAAACUGAAAUUCCAUCUGAUCCGGCACGAACACUAUUACUGGAGCAUGAUAAGGCCCAAAGGCAAUGGUCAAAUAUCGUGGCCCAACAAUGAAUAAGGGCCUGAUAACAAACAGAGAUGUUGAUAAUCCUAAAACCAAGGGGUACCUAUUACAAAUCUGAUGAAUAAGGGCCAGAUAGCAAACAGAAAUGUUGAUAAUACUAAAGCCACGGGGCACCUGUUACAAGCACCAAUAAAAAUUGUCUCAGAUAUAAACGUUCUAUAUAAGUUUCAUACAUCUGUUGUAACCGGAGAUCAGUUAUGGAUAUGGCUAACUUGCAACAAGUCGGUAUACCUCAGCUGGAGGAAUUAAAAGCGCUCUACUCGCAAGAUUCUUCCAAGUACUGCAAGGAGUACUAUUGCUUGGACAACUUCCUGGACCUCCACAGAAAGGACUCUCAUCUGAAAAAUGUGAAAGUCUACUGUCUACCUAAUCUUGAUCUUGGAUUAUUUGUAAUUUUGGAUCGGUAUCAAAUAUUCCUUGGUUGCAAGGAAAGUGACAAGUCGGAGACUCUUCUCUGUGAAUCUCUGAAUCAGUUGAAAUUGUUUGGGGGUCAGCAGCUUGCAUCCAUGCCACAGCGAUACGUUCAAGCUGCGACCAAAGUGAUCGAAGCCAAACAACUGCACAUCGAAUACAAUUACAUAACUGGCUUGCAGUUUCUAGCCAAAGAAAGGGCUCAACAGUGGCAAGUAGAAGCCCCACCAGGCUAUGAGAUGAAAUCUCUGAGUUUAAAGGAUGCCAAGACAUUAGAUGAUCAUUGGAAAUACAAAGACCCAGGUAGUUUACUUUUUAUUCAAAGACAGAUAGCUUUCAAUACAUCUGUUGGCUUGUAUGAGGUGGAAUCUGGAGAGCUGGUGGCUUGGUGUUUAAGAGCUCAAGAUGGAUUGCUGGCUGUUCUUCAGGUGAAGGAGUCCCAUAAACGACGUGGCUUCGGCGUUCUAAUAGUCAAGGAAUUCUCCCGCCGUGUGGCGCUUCUGGGUCAUGAUAUUAUCGCCGAGGUGGAUAGGGAAAACGAGGCUUCUGCAUCUCUGUUUAAAAAACUUGGCUUCAAGGUUAUUGGUCAGUGCCACUGGUUGGUAACCGAAGCACCCAACGGAGAUUUCCAAUGGCCGGCUGACGAGUGAUUAGAUUAAGUUCUGCAAAGAUGUAAAUUUAAAAAAGAUUAAAUAAACUAAAAGAUUAAAUAA
This is a messenger RNA of Drosophila ananassae, 1304 nucleotides long. RefSeq lists its product as uncharacterized. The transcript is spliced from 4 exons. NCBI's taxonomy places the organism in Eukaryota, Metazoa, Arthropoda, Insecta, Diptera, Drosophilidae. The record is from RefSeq and is a predicted model, not a curated record. Gene Ontology annotation, molecular function: acyltransferase activity, transferring groups other than amino-acyl groups. The coding region runs from base 378 to 1241 and encodes 287 amino acids.